AUGCGAGGCCGCACCACCGCCCUCUGGGCAAUCAUCGCGGUCCUUUAUUUCGUCCUCGUCUUUGCCGCCCCAGCCAGCAAGACCCGCGGCCCGGUGUACGCCAACAGAGUGGAUACCAUCAUACCUAGUAUUGCCCUCGGUCGUGGCCGAGUGUAUGCAGAUGAUAAUCGAUUUGUCGUCCGUGGACUUCAACAAGGCUUCGCCAGGGACGUGGGAGCCGCCGGGGUAGAUAUCGGCACCGCCAUCUCCCGAAAUAUCAUCCGAGGCAGUAACCCAGCGGUCCCGGUUGCCGGCAAUGCCCGAAGCCCAGCCUGUCCAGCCUGCGCCGACGCCGACUUGCUCGACGGAGGAGGAUCCGGACGGCCUAGUAAUUUGGGGUCCGGCAGAGUGGGAAUCGACCCAGCGAGCGGCCAAGCUCCUCCAGUAAUCAUAAACCACGACGAGAUGUUUGGGGGAACCGUCAGUAUCACGGCCACGGAAGCCGAAGACGGCGCCGGCGGUCUCGCGGUGCAACAUAGCACCGAGUCGGGCGGCAUUCACAUCACGUGCAAAGGUAUCAGUGUCUGCAACCCCGUAACCAUCAUCAACGGGAAUGGAGGGAGGAGGUUCAAACUGUCCAAGCUGGAGAAGGCGGAGGAGAAGAGGAGGAAGAAGGAGGCGAAGGAAAAGGGUCGCUGGAGGUUUGGUUCUCGGUUUCCUUCUCGGUUUCGGUACCCGUGUCAGUGUCAACACAGCGAUGGGGACAUUAAUAAUGUUUAA
This is a messenger RNA of Chaetomium fimeti, 759 nucleotides long. RefSeq lists its product as uncharacterized. The transcript has a single exon. Lineage: Eukaryota; Fungi; Ascomycota; Sordariomycetes; Sordariales; Chaetomiaceae. The record is from RefSeq and is a predicted model, not a curated record. The coding region runs from base 1 to 759 and encodes 252 amino acids.